AUGAACUUGGAGCUAUGUGCACCAUAUCAAGAUGAUGAGAAAGCCGCCCUAUUUCAAAUGUACCCGACUAAGUCACUGGGCCCAGAUGGCAUGCCUCUCGAAUUUUUUCAAAAAUAUUGGGAUGUGGUGGGUGGUGAGGUGAGCAUGGCAGUGAGGAGCUUUUUGGUCACUGGUAGAUUGGCUCGUCAGAGUGCCUUUAUUCCAGGCCGGUUGAUUACUGAUAAUUCUCUGAUAGCAAAUGAGGUGUGUCAUUUUAUAAAUACUAAUGUUUCUGAGGGUGUGAUGUCACUGAAAUUGGAUAUGAGCAAGGCUUAUGAUCGGAUGGAAUGGAUCUUCUUGGAGGUUGUUCUUCUUGAUCAGCUGGGCUUUGAUGAGCAUUGGGUUAAGUUGGUGAUGCAAUGUGUGAGUACAGUUAGCUAUUCUUUUCGAAUUCUAAUUAAUGGGAAGCUUUGUGGAUCUUUAAAUCCGACUCGAGGCUUAAGACAAGGCAAUCUUUCGCCUUACUUGUUUCUUAUUUGUGCUGAGGUGUUUUCUGUGUUACUGGAGAAAAAAACUUCAUUUGGUUUGCUUCAAGGCAUUACAAUUUGCUUUGGUGCACCUAAUAUCCAUCACUUAUUAUUUGCUGAUAACAGUUUAUUGUUUGGUAAAGCUUCUGAGAAUGAGUGUAUCAAUAUCAGAUCUAUUCUAGCAGAUUAUGAAGCAGCUUAUGGGCAGCAGAUAAAUCUUUUGAAGAGUGAGGUUGUGUUUAGUAGAGUAGUGUUUAAUGUUACGAGUACUACUUUGGCGGGUUUAUUAGAGGUUAGGACUGUUGAGAAACAUGAGAAAUGGGUACUGAAACCUUGGGUUUCCCCACCAGCUGGCUGGUUGAAGGCCAAUUUGGAUGGAGCUUUUCAGAUGGGUACUAACCAAGGAGGUAUUGGUGUUGUGUUUCGAGAUUCUACUGCGAGUGUGGUGGGAGGAAUUUGUUUAAAGGUUUUUAAUGUGUAUACUCCAAAGAUGGUUGAGGCCUUUACCGGGAGAGCAGCUUCAGAGUUUGCUGUAGAGUUUCACCUCUCCCCUUUAGUGUUUGAGUAUGAUUGCUCCAAAGUGGUUAAGGCUUGUUCAGGAUAUGUGGAGGAUGAGUCUGCAUUUGGUCAUGUGAUUGCUGAUAUCAAAACUGAUUUGUCUACUAUGCCUUGCUCUUUCUUUGCUCAUGUAUUUAGAGAGUCCAAUUUAGUGCAUUGCCGACAAAUUGGCUAA
Molecule: messenger RNA, 1239 nt
Organism: Fragaria vesca subsp. vesca
Lineage: Eukaryota; Viridiplantae; Streptophyta; Magnoliopsida; Rosales; Rosaceae
Exons: 2
Coding region: 1-1239 (412 amino acids)
Molecular function (GO): nucleic acid binding; RNA-DNA hybrid ribonuclease activity
Source: RefSeq, a predicted model, not a curated record